AUGUCACGACUUACGAGAAAGGAUAUUAAGCAGCUCGAAGAUAUUGAGCAGCUAGCAAAAUGCUUCUACGCUAAUGUCAAAUCACCACACUCAGAUUGCCCAGAACUAAGAGACAGAAUCGAAAAUCUUUCCCGACAUCUUCGAGCCUCAACAGGCAAUAUUUUCCAUAAGAAGGGCGGAUUCCAAUGUAAUGCUCAUAAGGGUCUGAGUGCCGAACAUACAUCCAAAAUCUUUGAAUCACUGCGAACAGAUCUUGCGGAGGCGGUUAAUACAGUGAAAAGUUUUGAGUUCCUCUUUGGGCCAGAUGAGAACACGACCCUGAAGCGUGUUGCGAAUACUCAAAAGAAUGUUUCACGAUGGAGAGACGAGGCUAAUCAAUGCGAGGCCUGUGUGCUUUCUCGAGUCGCAACGAACCCAUCCCUGCUGCGAGAACUGCGAACCCUAUUCCUAGCGGCUCUGCCCAUAGCACCGGAUCGUCCUAUAGGCCGUCUACCUCCUAUUUGGGGGUAUAUUGAUCAGUGGAUUGGGCUCAGUGGAGACAAGAAUGUUCUGCAUAGUAUAUCCGAUCAACGAGCUAAGAUAAUGAGGCAUGCUAUGUAUGAGUGGAAGCUGUACGAGACCAAGCGUUCGGCGAAGGGGGCUGCUAGACCUAACAAACACGAUCAUUUCCAUAAAUCUUUCUUUGGUAGGGGCCACACGAAACCUGCUCCUCAACCGUCAACACCCAGUACUCCUGUCACUCAGCGUGCCCGGAAUCCCCUGAUCUCGCCGACGCUAUCUCAAACCCUGAGUAGGAAUGCAUAUGAACUCUCUGAGACUGACUUCCUUCGGGAAUUUUCCCCAAGUAAAGGCUUCUAUCGAGCGCCACCUGGGAACAAUUACCCUUAUUCGUUUAUAGAUAUGUACUCCCAGAAUCCCGAAAGAACACCCAGCAUACCACCAAAACAGCAGCAUCAAUCUCGCCCGGCGAAUCCGGCUACGACUGUAUCACCCAGGCUUUCUAGUACAUGGCCAUCUAUGAGUGACCUUCAAAGUUCUCAAUCUCAAUACUCAUGUACGCGUGCUGUAUCACGCCGCACGCCGCCGCCACCGCCAAAGCCACAACCUAUUCCCCGAACGCCUGAGAGGAAUAAGGUGCUUCCUCCAAUUCCGAACGUGUCUCCUUUAUCUAUUCCGCAGGAUAAGUCUCCCCCUCAGAAUCGAGCUCGUCCGUCUACGUCCUCUUCACGUAGUGGUGUGUUUGGAGGGUGGAGUUCUGGCGAAGACGUGGUGGGCAAGAAGGUUAAGGUGAAGACAGCAGACAAGAAGACUCGCGUGGUGGACGUGAGAGCUACAGCUGUGAAAGGUAAACAUCGUCCUAAGUAA
Talaromyces stipitatus ATCC 10500 is the source of this 1365-nucleotide messenger RNA. RefSeq lists its product as uncharacterized. The record is from RefSeq and is a predicted model, not a curated record. The coding region runs from base 1 to 1365 and encodes 454 amino acids. NCBI's taxonomy places the organism in Eukaryota, Fungi, Ascomycota, Eurotiomycetes, Eurotiales, Trichocomaceae. The transcript is spliced from 2 exons.